CGGUUCUUCACCUUCAAACACUUCCCAUUCGGGUUUCCUCUACCCGACCCGCUUCCCUCUUUCUUCACCCACACAGUUUUGCUUUGCGGAACAGAAGCUUGUCGUUCAUAUCGCCACCGCCAUUGUCAUUGCCGCCAUCUUUGGAAGCCGCAACUUUCUCCAAUGGCAACUUACCAUUCAGGAGGAUAUCCACUUUUCCUGCCGUUUGCAUGGGCAGGCGCUCCUCCAAAAUCGCUGGCAGAAAGGAAGCCCAAAAUGCAAAAAAGGCUAAAUUGUACUCGAGGAUGGGAAAGGAGGUUGUGUCUGCUGUCAAGAAAGGUGGUCCAAAUGUAACAUCUAAUCCAUUGUUAGCCGCUAUACUUGAGAAAGCCAAGGAGCUUGAUGUGCCAAAAGAUAUAGUUGAGCGUAACAUCAAAAGAGCUUCAGAGAAGGGACAGGAGGCUUAUAUUGAGAAAGUCUAUGAGGUUUAUGGCUAUGGAGGGGUUAGUAUGGUAGUUGAGGUCUCAACUGAUAAGGUACAUCGAUCAGUGGCAAAGAUUAGAGAAGUGGUGAAGGACUGUGGAGGAAAGAUGGCAGACUCUGGAUCUGUUACAUUUAAGUUUAGACGUGUUCGGGUAGUAAAUAUAAAAGUCACUGAUGCUGACAAAGAUCAGCUGCUUUCCAUUGCAUUAGAUGCUGGAGCAGAGGAUGUAAUUGAACCUUCAACUUAUGAGGAUGACACUGAAGAGGAUAGGUCAGAAAGGUAUUAUAAAAUUGUAGGUUCUUCUGAUAACUAUGCUACUAUACUGUCAAAGCUGCGAGAGGAAGGCAUAAAUUUUGAGCCUGAUAAUGGUUCUGAAUUACUUCCAAAUGCUACAAUUGAGGUAGAUGAUGAAGCUAUGGACCUGAACAAGGAACUUAUGAACAAAUUACUUGAGCUUGAUGAUGUUGAUGCUGUUUAUACAGACCAGAAAUAAUCAUUUGUUAGUUUUAUUUUGCUUAGUAUUGAUAGAAGUCUAGAAGCAUGCUUUCGGGAAGGGAGAAUUUCAUGUGGAAAUUAUUUCAUUAAAAACACAGGAUCUUGAAGUAUUGUCCUGAAUAAUAAUAAAACAAUUUAACCUUUGAUCCU
Messenger RNA from Arachis duranensis, 1108 nucleotides. RefSeq names its product probable transcriptional regulatory protein At2g25830. Lineage: Eukaryota; Viridiplantae; Streptophyta; Magnoliopsida; Fabales; Fabaceae. Gene Ontology annotation, cellular component: chloroplast. The record is from RefSeq and is a predicted model, not a curated record.